GCUAUCCUUCGUUCGGUGAACACGGCACGGAAAGAGGUUCGAACGGACGCGUGUCGAGCGUGGUGCAUGCAUGCACAGUAAUCAGGCGUAGACGGGAGUGAUUAUUUAAAAGCUGCGUGAGGGAUCAACAAAGAGAUGAACUAACGAACCUUGAUAUAAAAGAAAAAAAAAAAAAAAAAAAGAGUGUGAGAGAGAGAGAGAAGGAAUUUCUAUACGUUAUUCGUAACUGUGCUGCUGUUUCUACUGUUUGAUAUCUUUCAACAUAUAUAUACAUAUAAUUACACGUAUUCAGUUUCGUUCCCGUUGUAUUAUAUCUACAUUGUUUUUGUGCCAAUUGAUCAGGUGACUUAAUUGUUUAAUUGACAAUGAAUCGUGCCGUGUCUGCUGCUCUUCUCCUCGUCGUCAUCGUCGGUUUCACCGAUGCUGCCAGCACUGUCGAGUCCAGGAUUCGCGAUGACAACGAUUUAUCUCAGUUUUAUCAACUAUUGGAAGCAAGUCGAGUGGCGAACAAUACGUUAAUGUACAGACAAGUGACAGUUUUUGCUCCGACGAACAAGGCCUUCCAAAACUACUUCGGAAACACCGAUGAUUUGGUUCUCUACCAUAUGUCCAAUCUCGCCUUGACAACGGACGAAUUCUCGACUUCGAUUCUGUCGGAACUUACGGGAAGCCCGCCGCUGUGGGUGACGCGAAAAACCGGAAGCUAUCGCCCCGAGAUCUACAUCAACAACGCCAAAGUUCUUAUAGAGCGUAGCAACUACCAGUCGAGCAUCCCUGGUAACAGCGGAGGAUCGGAGGAAAAACAGGUGCUCCACAUAAUUAAUGAAGUCCUCGAACCGGUACGAUCCAACCCGACAGCUCAGCCGAUUUAUAAUCCAGAUGCCCUCCAGUUCCUGAACCAGAGUGAGAAUCUAAACUUGGGACAGCAUCGUAUACGCUAUUUCCGCCAACGAGUUCAUCUGAUGCACAAGGAGGAGGUAUUCAAAGCUGCCGGACAAUACACCUUCUUCAUCCCGGUUGAUGAGGGCUUCAAGCCGGCUACUCGAUCUGGUAAAAUCGACCAGAAAGUUAUCGACGGUCAUGUAAUCUCUGGUCACGCGCUCUUCACAGCGCCUACUCCGAACGAUAAGGACUACAAGACGCUCGCCUUCACUGACAACAUAAAAGUCACCGUCAGUUUCCUCACCGAAAAUGACGGCAAGGAUACAAGAACCUACAUCAAGUCGAACACAUUGGUUGGGGACAACACCCAUGCAACCGGAGUCGUCCUGGCCGAAAUCGUAAAGGCAAAUAUUCCAGUAAAGAACGGAGUCGUCCACCUGAUUCAGCGACCUUUGAUGGUCGUGGACACGACGGUUACGCAGUUUCUUCAGUCUUUCAAGGGCAUCGACAAGGAGGACGGACCAGUUUACAAAUUUUACGAAGCAAUUAUGGACGUCGGAACAGAUUUCCUAAACGACAUCACUAGACAGCGACAAGUUACGUUGUUCGCACCCAGCAAUGCGGCAUGGGAGGAUUCGAGCUUGCAGCACAUUCGCCAGGACAAGAAACGAAUGCUGGAAAUAUUGAAGUUGCAUUACGUGAGGGAGCAGCUGCCGCUGGAAAAGAUUUUGAAGAACAACAAGAACCUCCAGAUUGCAAGCAUCGGACGAAAACCCUGGGAGAUAUUUCAGGUCGCAACGGCGGCUGAGCGAAAAAGUCUUUACUUCAACGUAGUUCAAGGACCGAGUGGGAACGAGACGAUCACCGUCGAAGGAGGCGGCGUCAAUGCAACCGUUAUCACGCCGAACAUCGCGGCUACGAACGGGAUUAUUCACAUUAUCGACAGAGUUCUCGGUGUUCCUUACACAACGAUACAGGAGAAGCUGAGGACCGACCCGAUGCUGAACUCAACCUAUUUCCUUGGGCAGCGGCGAGGUUUCAACAACCAACUGAACGACACGAGGAAGCGUUUCACUUACUUUGUGCCCCGUGACUUCGCCUGGAAAGCAGCCGAAAUCAAAUUUCCUUCGACUUACAAGAAGCUGUUUAUGCCCGAAUACUCUUACCACGCUGAGCAGAUAUUGCAGCGACACCUGGUGGUAGCCGACCAGGCCUAUACGAUGGCGAAGCUGAAAGACAUGUACUUCAAUGACACCGUGAUCCUGCCGACAAUGAGAGAUACCUUGAAACUACACGUGAAGGAAGUUGGCGAAAGCUACCACGUCCAGUGGCAGAACGAAUGGAUCCACGUUUUCCGUCCAGACGUCGAGUGCACCAACGGUAUAAUUCACGUUAUCGACGGUGUAUUCCUGAAGGACAGCGACGUACAGGUGAACGGAAGUGCGUCGUUAGCUACGUUCGGACCCCACUUAAUUAUGAUUCUCAUAGCCAAGUGGUUGCUGUAAGUUUGGACGAGGGAAGAAAGGAACGAGAUUUUCAAAAAAAUAUAUUAUACGACGAGAAACAGAAGGUGAAAUAACAAUUGUAAACCAAUGGCUAUGUCAAUAGUGUAUCUCGAGGCUGAGUGAUUUGAGUUGCGUUCGAGAAUGCCCAGCGAACGUUAUAAACUUGAAACGGCUGAUCUUUGCUCGAGUGAAUAUCCAAUUUCUUCGUCCAGUCGAACUCAACGUUACUCGCUAGAUUUUUUUUUUUUAUUUUUUUUUCGUUGUAAAGUACAGAGAGACGGGGAAAAAGUUGCGUCGAAAGUUUCACGUAAGAAGUUUAACCGGUAAUCUAUACCCUUCACACCUGAUGAACGUAUAAUAUUCCAAUGAUCGGAGAAAUUUCCUGUGACAAGGACCGAAAGAUGAGGUAGAAACGGUGCACAGGACUGAUUCACCUCCCCCCCUCCCCCGCCCCACAUUCUUCUCCUACCUCGCAAAAUUCAUUCCUUCGUUCACGCCGCCUCGCAUACAUGUACCUGUUACGUAUCGCAGCCCGUACGAUUAACUCUUGAAUUUCUUACGUAUAACAAAGUUGUGUUUAAAAAAUAUUUUCCCUUGAGAUAUACAUCGAGCCACGUGAGUAAGGAUUCAAACACUGUAUGGGAAAUUGACACGAGACAGAUUAUACGUAUAUGAAUACGUACGAUCGGCAAGGAUUACAGGAAUCUCUCGCGUUAUUUUAAACGAAAAACAAAAUAUGAGUGACGAGAAGAAUAUAUACAUAUAUAUAAUUAUAAAUACAAAUAAAACAAUAGUAAUAAUGAAUGAUAUAAUGAUAAUAAUAAUUGUAAUUGUAAUGAAUACGAUGAUAAUAAAAUUAAUGAUAAAAAUAUUGUUAACAAUACUAAUAACGAUAAUCGCUCAGCCUCAAGCGAGGUUAUAGCCUAUUAUUUAUUCGGAAUUGUCCGGGGGACGAUUCUACGGGUUAGUUAUAAUCGUACCAAGUAGAUAGGUAUUACCUAUAACGAGUAUAAAAUCAUCGCGAGAGAAAAAAAUUUCAAUAAAAAGAACAGAAGGUGUACGGAGCUAGAGGAUCGAUGAACAUUUCUCGAAGAAUUUUAAUUAAGUUUCUGACGAACGGUUCUCUGCACUAUGGUUCUGGUGAUCCAUUUGCACGAAUUGCGAGCCUUGUGGCUUUGUGAUCGCGACGGGCGUAACCGCUAUAUAUAAUAUUAUAACAGAGGUUUCCGUACGUUACAACAUAUAUUGAAAACUUUAACAUAUUGACGAUGUUUCACAAUUUAUAUAAUUAUAAAUGUAUCACUCGAUUCGGGAAGAGCAGGAUAUUAGUAUUGCUCGUGUAACCGUUAACCGAUUCAGGGAUGAAAAAAGCCACAACUGACAUACACCGAAUUCACACGAACUCAACAAUUCGGUGUUUCCCGGUCGUCUGGUGAUUCGUAACGUUUCUACUUAUAUACUACUAUAAUAGAAUACUGCCAGACUAAUUAUUGUCACUUUUGUAUAAAAAUGAAAUCCACGUAUUCAUCAUUCCGCAUAUGUAAAUUUGUCGGUAUUUAUACAUACCAUGUGCUAUCGGUGUGUAUGUCUAACUAAAUUAAUACAUAUAUAUGGGUAAAUGACACUGACAUUUGUGCGGCAUUUCGUUAUGAUCAGAACAAUUUUUUCGGUGGUUUCGCUGGAAAUCGGAUUUCUUUAUGAGAAUUUAUUUAUUUUCUUUCAUUUAUCCCAAAGACUUUAUUUGUACAUUUGACAUUAUUACACAACUUUUUGCAGUAAUUGGCAUGAUUUGAAAAAAUGAUGACUGAAUAUAUGCGUGAAAUUGAAUUACAAGUACGUCUUGAUUAUUUCAUAAAAUUGCGAUUGUUACGUGAAAGUCUUUUGGUCUGACGUUCUAUUGUUUUAUAGUUCGAAUAUUGUAAUAUACGGAUAUUCGUACCGUAUUUUUGACCAGUUCGACUGCAUCUCGACAUAACGUAUGCCUCCGGCUAUGAAAUGAGUACGUAACUGAAUAUAAUGAAUAAAUUGAAUUGAAAAUAAUAUGUCGAAUCGGUAUACCAUGUAUAAAGUGAGAAAAGGUGGUGCAAAAAGGUAGAAAAAAAAAAAAUUAACAGACAAUGAAUAAAAAAGUUUUACGGUUCGUGUCCAAAAAUCAAAUAAACUCGACCAACUGUAGGCUAGAUGAAAAUAUAUCAUGCGCUUCAUGUCUCAUCGACUCGCGAUAAGAACGUGUAAAUUAACGAAACUGCAAAAUAUAAUAAUGAAUUAAAAAAAAAUUAUUCGGAGGUAGACAGAAGAAAAAUAUAGACUGUGAACACGUGAAUUAUGUGGAAAAUCACCCAAUGGCCAGAUUCAGUUCAUCCGUAUAGAUGGACUUGAAUAGAUAAAUUGACAACAAUUAUUGAAUCUGGCGCCGGUAGUUCAGCGCGUUUCGCAUAUUCAUUUUCACCAAGAAAUAUAAUUAAAAGAAGAAAAUAAAAAACAAAUAAUCAAUAUUACGUGUUGAUAUCAAUCUAUACAUAUAUAUAAUAUAUAAUAUACAGAGAUAUAUUGAAGAAGAAAGUACGAUUGAAGAAUGAAAAAGAAAAAAGAAAAAAAGAAAUGCUAUCAAAUACUAACUUACUUGUUGUUGGAAUAAAUAAUUAUUAAUUAUAUUAUGUAUAGGUACAUAAACUCUAUGAAUUAAAAACUGUUUGUUCGUUAGGUCAAAAGAAAUAGUAGAACUCUAUCUCUCUGUAUAAUAGAUGUAUUUGAAUGUUUGGCUUUUUACAUACAUUAUAAAUUGGAAUACAUUAAUCCAUACAUACACAUUUAUAAAUAGUUGUGGGGGUCGAGCCAUGCUAUAGAGUACGAAUCGCCAAGUUUGUAUCGUUAAAUAUUGCGAGGUCCUAACAGUCUGUAUCUUCGAUAAUUAACUCAUUAUAAAUAUGCAGUACUCGCUGAUCAUUCAUCUCAUAGUUACCAAAAUCUACCUUUAAGGAAACGAAAUCGUGAAUUUUUACCAACCGAGCUCAUCACAAGACAGUAGAGUCACAUACAUACACAAAAUUUGUUGAACUUAUCGAAAAUAGCGAGGAUCAUGUUAUUUUUGCUUCAAAUAAAUAUGGUUUGGCUCGAUAACACAAAUUAUUGGUGUUCACAUUACUUUGUUGCCGUGUCAAAUGACGUUUCUUUGAAUCGAAAAAGACAAAAAAAUAUUUCUAUCGCAAUAUUUGCUAAAGUCAACAAAUCCUUUCUCUGUUUACACCGACCAAAUCUUGUUAUCGUAUUCAACGUUGCACUUACGUUUAUUUGUCAAUUAUCACUGACCCGUCAUUGAUGAAAUCAUACUCUAAACGAAAGAAACAUCUCACGAUUACGUAGUCCGAAAAUAAGAAAGAAUUCCAGAGCAACAUUUUUUGUCACGAUAUAAAAAAUUGAAAUCAAUUCAUUCCGUUUCACACAUGUGAGUAUUCCUAUGAAUUUCGUACUGCGAUGGCAAUUUCGCUACGUCAAAUCUUUAUUAAAUAUCAAAACGCCCGUGUUUUGAAUUUCACAUAUUUACUGUUAUAUUGCGCAUAUUAUACGAUGAGCAGAAAAGACGUCCACUUCAAGACUUACGUAUUAUUCAAUUUCAGCGUUGGAUUUGUCUCACUGCGAAAUGACAUGAAGACGAAAAAAAUAUCGAUACAUAACUCUAUGUCAUCGUCAUUAUUUGUACAUUUUGUAGAUAUAACGGUACUGCUUGUUAAGGGCAUAUAAUUAUGGUAAAUAUUAAAAGCUGGUGUUUAGAAAUGAACGUUAGUAAAUGGAAUAAUUAUAUAAUAAAAUAAUACCGCCAAUCUCAUCGCAACCUGGCGUGUGAUUCAUCACGUUGAAGUAUAUUUAAGGGGGUGCCCUGAUCGAUUUCGACGCUAAUCUGCAAAUAUCGGUGUCUACGUAUCUCGAACGCGAAAAAGGGCAGCCCCAGUCUAUACGCAAUUCUGAACAAAAGCACUCCAAUACAUUUUCAUCUGAGGCAGAAAUGAAGAAAUGGCAUGAAUUCUACGAAUUUACCAAAGCGAUUUCGUCGAAUGAAAAUGUUUAGAAGUAUUUUUGUUCAGAAUUACAUAUAGAAUAGGCCUAUCAAACCCGUUUUCAGGUUUGCGAUACGUAGACUUCGAUAUUUGGAGAUAUGUACGUCAACGUCAACAUCGACCAGGGCACCCCCUUAAAUUCCCAAAGCUGUUUUUUUUCCUCGUAAAUUUGAUUGAACUGUCGCGAAUUGUAAUCAGAACUGUUUUGUGAAUGCAAAGAUUUCUUUUGCACCGAAGUAUAAUGUGCGUAACUGCACGCUACAUUCCGGUUCUAAAAAUCAGAGAAACGAAGAAGAAGUAAGCAUUCACGAAUUAUAAUAUCUCCUCCUAUUUGUAUGCAAUUUGGGUGGAUCAAUUUUGAGUUUUAUUCACGCAAGCACGAUGAUGAUCUGAUAGUGGUCGCAAAAUGAACGCCAAAAAAGGGAUAACAAAGAUUUGAGAACUUUAAUACUCUUUCCUACCACACAUUAUUGUGUAUGCUGAAUAUUCGUGCGGAAUGACGAUAUUUAUUAUAUUACACAACAUACAUGCUAACAUUAGGAUUUUAUUACUACAGUAUUUGAGUGAUUUAUUUAUAAUAUAAUACGCGUACUGUUAAUUGACAUAAUUAUAUACAUAUGAAAGCACGAAAGAACGUCAAGUAUGUGUCAAAUCUUCAGUGCUUUUUCCAGCUUUUAUUAUGUUAGAACUUACGAUUUAUUUCCCGCGUAAAGUAAUGCAUUAUUUAUAUCGAUUGAUAAUAAAUAAAGAAAAUAAAAAAUACGCUCCGAGAAAAUACUAAGAAACUUGGCAAAAUCAUUCCGUAAGAUCACUUCAAGAGUUACUAUUGUGAAGCAAUCAAUAAAAUAAUGCAUGUCGUGUCACACAUUUUUUUCAACCGUCAAGAUAUGGUAUACAGAUAGAUAAAUUCGCGUAAUUAAAUGAAGUUUCGACCACGGAUCAUACCUUCAAUAUGAAUACCUAAAAUGAAUAUUAAUCGGCGCAAAACUCAAGUGCCGGAGUAAGAGGUAUCGCAUGUGCAAAUAAUGUGUGAAUGAUGUAUGUAUAAUGUAUAUCCUCGACGUUAAUACCAUGAACUGUGUUAAAGAGUAGGCAAAUGAGUAAUUAGGAAUUAAUCGAAACCCCGUAUUUCGUCGGCAAAAAUGAUUGUCGGUGCGAUUAAGGUUUAUAACAAGUAAAUAAUAAUAAUAAUAAUAAUAACAAUAAUAAUAAAAUUGAAUAGUUGUGAUGAAUAUCCUUUUUCUCCUAUAGUCACCUACAUUAUACUUUUCAACUUACACGUCUUACCCGCAACGAUAUAAUCGUUUCGUCACGUAAUCAAACUGCAUAAUGCAUUCAUGUAAUCACACGAUUUGAAAAUUAACUAAUUCGAUACUCAAAGAAGCCUUUCAAAUGAUACCGAUUUUGUAAUUAGCAUUAGAUCGUGAAAUGGAAAUUAUAAUGGAACGAACGCGGAAUAAAAUCACGUCACAAUAUAAGUUAUUUGGAGCAGGGGAGAUUUUGAACCGCAAAACGAGUAGGAUCUACAUCUAGUAAUCAUUUCCUAACGGUCAUCUCAAAGGCGUCUUUGCAAAAUAUUACACAUGCAUGACGUACUCGGUGGGCUAUCGUCAUCCGCUUCAUGUACUAUCGGUUGAUUAUAUUACAAUUUACAUAUAACAUGUAAGAUAAGGGUAAGGAUCGAAAAGAUUCAAUUCAAAUUUCGGACGAAUAUAUAAAAUAAUUAUUAAGUAAUUUCGUAUGUUCCGAGUCAGCUAUGUAAGUCUAAUAAAUUAACGGUAUAAAAUAAAUGAAAAUAAACAAUAAUUAAUUAUUUAUUAGAUAUGUUACUAGAGAAAUCAAAUUUACGUAAAUGUACCACAGAUCUAUUUGUAUAAAAUGCAUUUAUUUCAAAUAUUAUGAUAUUAUACUGUAUUUAAUUGCGAUUACGAUAAAAUUAGGUAUAUAUUUUAGAUAAUUAUCAAUUAAUAACUAUACUUUGAUUAUAGGGCUAAUCUAUGGUUAUCUUUAUUGUAACGUUUGUUUAAGUACGGAUCAGGCACGAAUGGUUUUACGAAAAAAGAUUCUGUGCAUUUUUCGCCAUUUAUAAUUAUAGACUCUUGUUCGUAAACAGGAUUUGACUAUUUUUUGAAACAAGUGGUGACAAAAUGAGAAUUCAAAAUCAAAUAGUGCGCAACAGAGUUACAUUCACAAAAUAUCAGCGUUAAGGUUCGUUGGCAAUAAAGACGUUUAAAUCAAUGAUAUUACCGGUAGAUUCGAUAUAUCAAUAGUAAUAUUGUCGGCACUUCCACUUGUUCAAUAUUUCCAUCCGAAAUAAUUUUUCAAUCUCAGGCACAGCAUCACGAAUGCGACAAAUCGUACGUGAAAAGUUUAGCUUCGGUGCGUUAUGGAAUAAUGUUUAAUUAACGAAAUUUUGAAACGUGCCCCCUUGUUUCGAAAAAUAUCAUAAACAUAGUCUUUUUGCCUUAAGACACUUUGUGAACCGAUGCUUUUACUGUAUAAUUUUAUGAAAAAAAAUAAAGAACACCUAAAGUUUAA
Neodiprion fabricii is the source of this 8980-nucleotide messenger RNA. RefSeq names its product fasciclin-1 (gene Fas1). Gene Ontology annotation, molecular function: cell adhesion molecule binding. The record is from RefSeq and is a predicted model, not a curated record. The transcript is spliced from 15 exons. Gene Ontology annotation, cellular component: extracellular matrix. The coding region runs from base 366 to 2387 and encodes 673 amino acids. NCBI's taxonomy places the organism in Eukaryota, Metazoa, Arthropoda, Insecta, Hymenoptera, Diprionidae. Gene Ontology annotation, biological process: cell adhesion; extracellular matrix organization.